Molecule: messenger RNA, 993 nt
Organism: Closterium sp. NIES-65
Lineage: Eukaryota; Viridiplantae; Streptophyta; Zygnematophyceae; Desmidiales; Closteriaceae
Source: the annotation of a GenBank genome assembly
AUGUCUCCCUCCCGCCUCUCUCCCUCCCGCCUCUCUCCCUCCCGCCUCUCUCCCUCCCGCCUCUCUCCCUCCCGCCUCUCUCCCUCCCGCCUCUCUCCCGCUCGCCUCUCUCCCGCCCCUCUCACUCUCAACCCUCCGCCCCCUCUCCCCGCGGACUCAUCAAAUUUCCCCCCUUCUCCCCACCCCCUUUGCCCCCUCUCUCCACGUGCAGAAAAUUGUGUACGUGGGAGGCAGCUCGAACCGGUUGUUUUCCCUAAAAUCGUGUACGUGGGAGGCAGCUCGAACCGGUUGGUGUCCCCAUGGGGUUUCGCAAUGAAGGACUGGAAGGCACCCAAGGUGCUGCCUGGCGACAGCCUAGUGCUCCAGUGGUCGGGCGAGGUGCACUCGGUGCACAAGGUCAGCGCGGCUGAGUAUGCCGCAUGCACGUUUGUCAAGGCGAAGCAGCUCGCACGCAACCGCAACUACGGGAGCUACUGGUACAAGGUGAACUGGAGGGAGUACGGCAAGACCAUCUACUUCAGCAGCAAGGCCAACAAGGACUGCAGCCUCGGGAUCAAGCGCUCAUGUUUUCCUCUUUUCUCACCCGCGACCUUCUCCUCCUCCCCCCCUUCACUCCUCCCGCGACGCCCUACCCCUCCCCCUUCCGCAAUCUCCGAUGUGCGCCCCGUGCCCGCGGCCGCCGAUGUCCGCCUCUCCGGCGACGAUGAUCAACGGUCACCGCCAUUCGCCGCUCGCUCCUUCUCAGGCAGCGCCGAGGCGCAGAAAGUGGUGUAUGUGGGGGGCAAUAACGGCCGGUGGCUGUCACCAUGGGGCUUUGCGGUGAAGGACUGGAAGGCGCCCAAGGUGCUGCCUGGCGACCUGCUAGGUACGUCCGUGUCCGAGUUGGGUGCUGCUGCUGCUGCUGCCGCUGGUACUACCGCCCAAGUGCAGCAAUUGACAAUGGUGGUUUUCGAGUGGGCGGGGAGCGGUAACGCUGUCAGGAAGGAAUUUUGA